AUGGAAGGAGUUGAGCAAAAUCAAUCGACGAUUUCCUUUUCCCCCUUUGAUGGUCAGGAUAUAGUAGCAGAGCUGGUAGAGAGAUCGUUUUCCUCACGAAAUAUUAGUGAGCAGAAACAAAUAGCUCGCAUGUCAAGGCCGAUACCGAAGCUUACACUAAAGACGAAUGAUAGGAGCUUUCAAGAAAGUUGGUAUUCGAACAAGGACUGGCUAUGUGGUAGUGUGAGGAAGAAUAGAUUGUUUUGCUGGCCAUGUCUUUUGUUUCAUUCUUCCCCUAGAAAGUCUCCAUGGGCUUCAACAGGCUAUCAUAACAUGCAUAGUUUUAGUGGUGACAGCAUAAAACACGAGAAAACAAAAUCUCACAUGGAGGCAUACAAACAGUGGAGGUUAUUUGAUUCGAGAGAGAGUGUUGAUGUUUUGUUUUCGAGAGCUCGGCGAGAAGCAGUAGAGAGGCACAAUGAGGAGGUAAGGCAAAACAGAGAUGCUAAAAAUAUUGGGGAGGCAGUUUUAUAUCUUGCCAAACAGGAAUUAGCAUUUAGAGGACAUGAUGAGAGCAGGGCUAGUCUUAACCAGGGUAAUUAUAGAGAAUUACUAAAAUGCUUUGGAAAAUUGGAUUCUGUUUUUGACCGUCGUUUGCAAGGUAGACUGCAAGGUACAGAGAGAGUGGAUGAAGGUGGAGUUUUUACUGGGGUUUCAGCUGAUGUCCAAAAUGAUUUAAUUGAGUGUAUUGACUCAGUCAUUCAGGAUGAGAUUGAUGAUGAAAUGAAAGAGUGUCAGUUUUUUAGCAUUCAAGUUGAUGAAACAACUGAUGUUACAGCAAAAGCACAACUCAGUGCCAUUAUUCGACUAGAUAAAGGGAGUGAAAUUGUGGAAAGAUUUUUAAAAUUUAGAAAUGUUAGUACCGACCGAAGUGCACAAGGUAUUAGUGAUAUAGUUAAAGGCAUCUUAGAGAGAUAUGGAGAGGAUAAUUAG
Messenger RNA from Xenia sp. Carnegie-2017, 972 nucleotides. Its product is annotated as zinc finger MYM-type protein 1-like. The record is from RefSeq and is a predicted model, not a curated record. The transcript has a single exon. Lineage: Eukaryota; Metazoa; Cnidaria; Anthozoa; Malacalcyonacea; Xeniidae. The coding region runs from base 1 to 972 and encodes 323 amino acids.